AUGUCUGUCAGGAAGUACAAGAUCCACGUCCCGGCUACCACCGCCAACGUCGGCCCAGGCUUUGACGUCUGCGGCAUUGCGCUUUCGCUGUCGCUCACGCUGGACGUGUCGAUCCCCAGCGACGGCACUGGCGAUGUCAACCCCACGAUCGAGUACUCUGGCCUCGACUCGGCCAACGUCCCCCUCUCGCCUUACAAGAACCUCCUGACCCGUGUGGCUCUGUACGUUCUCCGUGCCAACGGCAUCACCGCCUUCCCCCGCGGCGUCCACAUCCACGCGCACAACGAGAUUCCCUUUGGCCGUGGCCUCGGCUCGUCGGGUGCCGCUGUCAUUGCCGGUGUCCUCCUCGGCGACCUGCUUGGCGGCUUCAAGUUCCCCACUGCCCGCCUCCUCGACUAUGCCCUCAUGGUCGAGCGUCACCCUGACAACGUCACUGCCGCCCUCGUCGGUGGCUUUGUCGGCUCGUACCUCCGCGAGCUGAGCGAGGACGACAUCAAGGCCGCCGCCGUGCCCCUCGCCGAGGUCCUCCCAGAGUUCCCUCCCGACGCCGGACCCGACUGGGGACCCAACCCUCCCCAGGCUCCAGGUGGUAUUGGCCACUACGUCCGCUUUGGCUGGGCGCCUGAGAUCAAGGCUAUCGCCGUCAUGCCCCGCUUCGAGCUCGCUACCGCCAAGUCGCGUGGUGUCCUCCCCGAGACCUACUCGCGCAAGGACAUGGUGUUCAACCUCCAGCGUCUCGCCGUGCUCACCACCGCGCUCGCCCGCUCGCCCCCCGACGCCGAGCUCAUCUACGAGGCCAUGAAAGACCGCAUCCACCAGCCGUACCGUGUGCCCCUUAUCCCCGGUCUCCAGACCAUCCUCUCCGAGCUCACGUACACCAGCCACCCUGGUCUCCUCGGCAUCUGCCUGUCCGGCGCCGGCCCCACCAUCCUCGCCCUCGCGACCGACAACUUUGAGUCGAUCGCCGCCGAGAUUGUGCGGAUAUUCAAGACCGAGAACAUCGAGGUCGACUGGAAGGUCCUCGACGUCGACACCAAGGGCUCUUGGGUCGAGGAGAUUGACGCCUAA
Messenger RNA from Apiotrichum porosum, 1068 nucleotides. RefSeq lists its product as uncharacterized. Lineage: Eukaryota; Fungi; Basidiomycota; Tremellomycetes; Trichosporonales; Trichosporonaceae. Gene Ontology annotation, biological process: L-threonine metabolic process. The record is from RefSeq and is a predicted model, not a curated record. The transcript has 3 exons. Gene Ontology annotation, molecular function: ATP binding; homoserine kinase activity. Bases 1 to 1068 code for a protein of 355 amino acids.